UAACGAAAUAGAAAUGAAUUAUAACAAUGAAAUCGAUAGUAUGAAUAAAAUUAAUGAUGAUAUCAGUAGCAGCGAAUAUGAUCCGCAACAAGUUACCGUACCACUAACAUUAUGUCUGGGAAUUAUGGUAGGGUACGUAAUAGCAGGUGCUUUGCUAUUUUCAAAAUGGGAAGACUGGAAUAUGUUGGAUGGUUCGUACUUUUGUUUCGUUUCAUUGUCAACCAUAGGAUUUGGUGAUAUAGUACCAGGUGAUAGAAUUUACUCUGGACAAGGGCUAGAAUUAUCCUUCAUCUUCUGUUUCAUGUAUCUCAUGCUUGGUAUGGCACUCAUCGCUAUGUGUUUCAAUUUAAUGCAAGAGGAAGUAAUCGCCAAAGUUCACAAUCUCGCACGUAUGAUCAAAUACAUCUUCAGAUGUGAUAGGUGAUGGUAGUU
Messenger RNA from Polistes canadensis, 432 nucleotides. Its product is annotated as TWiK family of potassium channels protein 7-like. Bases 14 to 424 code for a protein of 136 amino acids. The record is from RefSeq and is a predicted model, not a curated record. Lineage: Eukaryota; Metazoa; Arthropoda; Insecta; Hymenoptera; Vespidae. Gene Ontology annotation, biological process: stabilization of membrane potential; potassium ion transmembrane transport. Gene Ontology annotation, cellular component: membrane. Gene Ontology annotation, molecular function: potassium ion leak channel activity. The transcript is spliced from 3 exons.